This is a messenger RNA of Pelobates cultripes (western spadefoot toad), 14498 nucleotides long. NCBI's taxonomy places the organism in Eukaryota, Metazoa, Chordata, Amphibia, Anura, Pelobatidae. The record is from the annotation of a GenBank genome assembly.
GCUCGGCCUAUUGCUGAGCUGUACUUGGCUGGACCGGAAGUUGGCGGCACCCGGAUCCAGAGCUAAUCGACCUGUGCAUCCACAGAGUGAGAGAGAGAGAGAGAGACUGGCUGAGAGGAGAUCGGGGUAAGCUGCCAUAUUACAACACCCACAUAUAUACACAUACUAACGGGGGGUGUUGGUGGGCGCAGGGCUGGGCUUCUCCUGGCUUGUCUGAGCAUCAUGGGAAAUGUAGUCCACAUCCCUGGGACUAGCCAGGGUUAACCAGCCUUGCUCUCUGUGCUGUGUGUGCGCUGUGAGCUGAGCAGGGUCACUGGGCUAUUCAGUAAAGUACCGGCUGGCACCAAUGGAAACUCUCUGACUCUGCAGAAUGUCUUUCCACAUUUCUGACCAUUUAUUUUUAUUUAAAAACCCUAUGACUAGUGUAUCUUUUGUUUGGUUUUGUCUAUCACUAUAUCAAAAAAUGAUGUAUGCACAAUAUAUAUAUAUAUAUAUGUGUGUGUGUGUGUGUGUGUUAAUGUAUAUGUAAAGGUUAAUAUAUGUUGUACAUUAAAAAAAAUGUCACUGUCAGUUUAUGACUCCGUCAUUGUCAAUUUAUCUGAAUGAAUAAAUAUAUUGAUGUGAUGCAUCAGCCUACUAAUUGCAUGGCUUGUGAUUGUAAAGCUGCAGAUGUUUACCUUGCAAAUGUGUAAGGGUCAGUGCAGUAUUGAGAUUCAUUUUCCCUAUCUCUUCCCCCUCCCUCCCCCAGAUGAUUGCACAUUGCUGGUUUUUAGGUACAGGAUUUACAGCUUAGAUAUCAAUCUAGGCAUGUUAACACUGUUUCUACUGUGCUUGUGUACCCACUCCUUUUUUCCCCAGCAGCAAUAUUUAUUUUGGUGUAGGUAAACUCAAGAGACAUUCUGAUGCUAAACGCUUAAAAUAGAGUAAAAUGUUAAUGUGGAAUGUUGUGGAUGAUAAAUGGUAUGUUAGCUAGUUGACUAACGUACAAUGUAUGCAACACUUUGCUGUUUUAUGUAUUAGAUCUUUUUUCAGACCGAGAGAAAAAGAAAAUGGAGUUGGGCUUUAGCAAGAUGUGUCCCAUAGUUGAAAAUCUCUGAUAGCAUCAAGCCAGUAAUAGUGUUGUCCUAUGAGACUGAGUUGCUGAGCACCAAGAGGUUGAAAUGGCUGUGCUCAGCUAUGCAUAGUAAUUUUAAAAAACUGAUCUGUAUACUGUAACAAAGACACCAUGUAUAAAGUUGCAGGUUAUUACUUACAAAAAUCCGGGCUAGAAAACUAAAAAUGAUUCUAUGUGCUUUUUCUUGGUUUGCUGGUGAUGCUAUCUUGGUCUUUUUAAUUUAUUUUUACUCCAGUUGCUGUGGCCUACAAUUCCAUGAUUGCUCAGACAUGGGAAAUGUAAUUAGAAUGUGAAAGGUCUCGUUAGUGUAAUUGAUACAUUGGUAUUCAGCUAUACUGGAUUGAAAAGCAGAACUUGAAUCCUCCAGGCUCUCUGACCUAGAAAACACUGCUAAAAAAGAAAGAAAUGGUUGAAGGUUCAUACCAAGCACCAUAACCACUACAGCUUAUUUAUUUUUUCCAAGUGGUUUGAUUAAAAAUAGUGCUCUCCCCAGUACAUCUUUUUGCCACCAACAAGGUAAUGAUCAAGUAAAACAUCCUCAUUAUGUGGCCAAAACAUUUGUACAGGUUACCAGGAUUUGGCCAUGCUUGGUCAAUGUUAACCUCUACAGGGCUGCCAAAUUUGAAAGGCUCCCUGAAUGAAGGUAUUGAAACAGGCUUGUAUGUGUAUAUGAACUUUGAUAUUUGACACCUUGCACACAUCAUGAUAUGACUCUCCUAGAUUUUGCAUUAUCAUUAGAAUGAACAGUGACUAGUCAGAGAAACUUAUUUUUAAAGUGACACAUUACCAUUAAUUCAUAUAAUUCCAUGCUUUAAAUCAUAUUGUGUGUGUGUGUAUGUAUGUAUGUAUGUGUGUGUGUGUGUGUGUGUGUAUAUAUAUAUAUAUAUAUAUAUAUAUAUAUAUAUAUAUCUCUAUAUCUGAGAGUUUUGUCACAUACCUUGCCAGAUUUAUGCUACUUUUUAGAGAAGAGGUAGACAACGUUCAGCUUUCCAGAUGUUGUGGACGCUCACUUGAUAUUUUGCCAGCAUUAUGGGAGAUGUAGUGCCAAAAGUUUGCUAGUCUUGGCACUGCUGGUUUUUGUGGACUCUAGUUCCGGUUUUACGUGUCCCGGGACAUACUUGAAAAACACUUUAAAUAAAUCUGGAGUUAGUGAUUCCAUAGCACAAGCCCUAACCUAGAGUGAGACAAACUUGCGGAGUUACAGUUAUGGGAUUUAUUUAGAGUGUUCUGUGUUGAAUGCUCAUUUUUAUGGUUGCAUUUGUAAUAUUUGUUUGCUGGCUACCAGGUUGGCCCAUGUCCUAGCAUGCUAAAAGUGGUAUGUUAUGUUCAGCUUUAUGAACAUUUUAUAUUGAGGUGUCCUUCCAUUACAAUUUUAUAUUGCUAAACCGUGGAUAGGUUUAGAAUAAUUCUGAGAAAUUGCACAGUAUCUCAUGUCUGCUUGUAAUGCGUUGAAUUCAGUAUUGGCAAUAAAGCUGUUCUGAAAUUGUAUUAAUUCUACGUAAAUAGUUUAAUUGGUUAACAUUUUUAAUGAUUUCUUUAUUGUUCUUUUUGCACUCUCCAGCAUUCCUGUGUUUCCAUGGCUACCUACUUGGAAUUUAUACAGCAGAAUGAAGAGCGAGAUGGGGUACGUUUCAGUUGGAACGUGUGGCCUUCCAGCCGGCUGGAAGCUACACGGAUGGUUGUCCCUUUAGGCUGCCUUUUUACACCUCUGAAAGAACGCCCUGACCUACCUCCUGUGCAGUAUGAGCCAGUGUUGUGCACAAGACCAACGUGCAAAGCAGUCCUUAAUCCGUUAUGGUAAGAUGUCUUUUAAUUUGCUUCUGCCAAGAUUUGCUUGUUUCUAAACAACCUACUGUGAUAUUUCAGAUUAGUUGCAAAUGUUUAAAGGUGAACUGUAAGUGCCAAACUGCUACAGAGCACUGUAGUGCUUAUGGUGCCAGGAGUCUGCUGACACCAUUUGCUGUUCAGGAUCAACCCAUUUUCUAACAGUUUGACACUUACCUGGGUCCUCCAGGUAACUUCAGUCUAGACUUUCUUCACAGAAAUUGCUAAAGUGAACAUUUUGUUUCUAUAAUAGCAAUGUCAAUUUGUCCAACUUUGGACUUAAUUCAUUAACUGAAGAGUGUCUGGAGAGAAUUCUGUUCAAACACAGAUGGAAUUGAUCUUGCUAAUGCAGUAGAGGAGCAUCCGCUUAAGUAAUUUUCUUCAAUGAGGAGCCAGACUGGUGAAACCCAGGGCACCAGGGUAACUGUCAAACUGUUUAAAAACAGCCUGACCCUUAACAGGAUCCUGUGUUUCCAAAAAUAACAGUUGCUAUGUUGAAUUGGGGGUGGGGGGAGAGGGAGUUCCUUCUGUUGCUGGUUUCUUUGUCCAUCCCAUUUAGUGUUUUAAAAAUUUAGCUUAAAAGACCACUAUCGGGCCCGGCUCUGGAAAGGGGAAAAGGGGUAAAACUUACCUUUUUCCAGCACUGGGCGGGGAGUUUUCCUCCCCGUCGGCUGAAUGCGCACGCGCGACAAGAGCUGCGCACGCAUUCAGCCGGUCGCAUAGGAAAGCAUUAUCAAUGCUUUCCUAUGGACGCUUGCGUGCUCUCACUGUGAUUUUCACACUGAGAAUCACGCAAGCGGCUCUAGUGGCUGUCAAUGAGACAGCCACUAGAGGAUUUGGGGGAAGGCUUAACCCAUUCAUAAACAUAGCAGUUUCUCUGAAACUGCUAGGUUUAUAAAAAAAAAAAAAAUGGGUUAACCCUAGCUGGACCUGGCACCCAGACCACUUCAUUAAGCUGAAGUGGUCUGGGUGCCUAGAGUGGUCCUUUAAUAAACAUUACUUACCUCGUUCCCAACCUUGAGAAACCUCUGCUGCAGCCACCUGCUACGUCUUGGUUGGUGAUUCUUCCGUGAUCACAUCCAGUCCAGUGCUUGUCAUAGAAAAGCAUUGGUGAUAACAAAUACUCAGCUCCUCCAAUCAAUUUCUGUUAUGAGCAGCAUUUUGCUUGAAGUACAGAAUUUGACUUGGUUCUGGAGACAGCCACUUACGGUGUAAUUAACCCUGCAAUGUAAGCAUGGCCAUUUUUUACAAAAGGCAAUGUUUUGCAUUGAAGGGUUAAAUUGGCAGGACCACUGCACUCGGACCACUUCAUUGGGAUGCAAUUGUUUGGGUGCCUUUUACUGGUCCUUUUAACAGUAGACGGCAUCAUAGAACUCCUGGCACUAUAAGCACUACAAUGCAAUGUAGUGGUUAUGGUACUUUGUAUGCAAUAAUAUAUCUACAUAUCAUGUAUAAGGAAUUGUGACCUUUGAUACUUUUAUCACAACUGUAAAAUGCAGCCACUACACAAGGAGUGUGUACAUAUAACUUUGUCUUUCAUCUGUAAUAUUUAUAAAAAAAAAAAAAAAAAAAUUAUGUCAAAGUUUGAACUCCUUUUAAUAAUUAAAAUAGUUAAAUGAACUGUUAACUUCGUUGGAGUUCUGUUCUUUUGACCCAACUCUAAUUUUGUCCAACAGUAUGUCCAUAAGUACUAUAUACACAUUGGUGUUUGUUCAAUAUAUAUGGAAUAUGUUGUUAUGGCACUAAACUGGUAGUUCAAAACCCCUUAGUCAGCCCAUAAAGCAAGAACCCUAUACUGUUCAGUGGGUCACUAUUGAUUUCAGCAGAAACAUCUUUGCCAAGCCUCAGACAGCUGCUCACAAUCAAUUAUAUACAGUAAUGCUGAUGCUUGUAAAAGGAGAAAUCAUUUUACUUUAGAAAAUGUCUAAUGAAGGUGUAAACCAGAACCAAGGAAGGGGAUGUCUUCAAUGUUAAAUACAAGUACAUAACGGAACCUUUGGUACAAACAAGGGCUCUAUCAUUUACCUAACCCUAUUCUCCUUUCUACAGCCAAGUCGACUACAGAGCUAAGCUGUGGGCAUGUAACUUCUGCUUCCAACGAAAUCAGGUUAGUCUGCUCAACCCAUUUCUGAUUUGCUGGUUUGUUCACUAAAACAGCCAAGCUGGAAGUAAAUCAUAGCUUUUGAUUGUGUGUGGUGUUGUUUUUUUUGGGAAGGAGGGGGUGGUUGGGGUUUUUUAUUUUAUUGCUUUAGAUUUUCUGUUUUUGGUCUAAUUUUUGCAGUAUGCUUGGCAACUUCCUGUUCAAUAACCAACUUCCUCCGCUAAGCUAAUUUUAAAAAAUAUACCAAGGCAUCAUUGAGUGACAUUAGAAUGACAAACUCUGUUGAUUAGCCAUGUUUCCUAGUUAUUAGAACAGUUAUUAGAACAGGUUAUUGCACUAAAAUGACUAACAAUUUGUUUGGUCUCUGAUAGGGGAUAUCGUAAUCUGAAUUAUGCUGAUUGUUUUACACUGCAUAAUCUUGAUUUUAUCUGAUUUAUAUUAACCCCUUUGUAUUUAAAUUUGUAUUUUGUAGUUCCCUCCAACAUAUGCUGGCAUAUCAGAAAUGAACCAGCCCGCGGAGCUAAUGCCACAGUUUUCUACCAUUGAAUACAUUGUACAGGUACAACAUGCUCACAAAUUGACUUGACAUGAUUCUAUAUAUGAAGAAUAAAAUCCAGCUGAGAUCGUGAUCUAGCCCUGACAUUCAAAUGAAAAUCUGUAUGUCCCCCAUUUUAUUACAGAGAGGUCCACAGACUCCACUUAUCUUCUUGUAUGUGGUGGACACAUGUCUGGAGGAAGAAGAUCUCCAGGCUUUAAAGGAGUCUUUGCAGAUGUCUCUUAGCUUGCUGCCUCCUGAUGCUCUGGUCGGUUUGAUCACAUUUGGCAGAAUGGUGCAAGUUCAUGAACUAAACUGUGAUGGGAUAUCUAAAAGCUAUGUCUUCAGAGGGACCAAAGAUCUGACUGCUAAGCAAAUACAGGUAGGCUGUCAUGUUGUUGCAUGAAUGCUAAAUUUAAACUCAUUAGCUGACCCACAAGGGAUUGUAUAAUUGCUGUGCUUCAUCUUUCUGACGUUCUAACAAGCACCUUGCAGAUGCUUGAUAGGAACAUCAGCCUUGCAAAGUUUUUGAAUUGAGAUAUUUUAUUAUAAUGUCUCAAAGUGAGUCUGUGAAUUGUUGUAAAGAAAAAAAAGCUUAUGUAUAUAUUUUUACUUGAAUUUAGGAUAUGCUGGGUCUUGCAAAGCCUGUUGCUCAGGCACAGCCUGGGAGACCGUUACAGCCUCAGGAGCAACCUUUCUUGUCAAGCCGGUAAGAUUGCUUUAUGGUGUAAUUCCACAGUUUACCUUUAAUAUAGGCAUUGGGAAUAUUGGGCAUACCUAUUUAUUUGCACUUUUAUUAUCCUCUAGUACAGUCAAAGGAAGUAGGCACAAUUUCAUCAGUUACAUAUUUAAAAAUAAAAUAAAAAAUAACAUAUCGGGUAAUGUAUCGACUGUUGCAUCUUCAAGUUACUCAUUAAGUGAACCUUUUAAACCAAAGUGAGACUGUGCUGAUAAAGAGUGGUUUAUAGGAUGAGAUUUUAUAGAUAUCUAUAUAUAACUUGAACUGAAUUAUUAAAUUUGUUGAUAUAUAUUUUUUUUAUUUUUUUUUGUAGCUUCCUACAGCCAGUUCACAAAAUUGACAUGAAUUUAACAGACUUACUUGGGGAGUUGCAACGUGAUCCAUGGCCUGUAACACAGGGAAAACGACCUCUUAGAUCAACUGGUGUAGCUUUGUCUAUUGCUGUCGGAUUAUUGGAGGUAAUUGUUCAAGACCAUUAUGAGGUUAAGCUUUUAACCUGUCAAGCAUAGUUACACAGAGCCUAAAAAUCUGUGAUAGAUGUGUGGAUUGUUUUUUUUUAUUUUUUUUAUUUAUUAAAUGGGUUAAUAGCACAAACAUGAUACAUACUCUUGCAGUUCAUUCUAACAGUGUUUCUUAAUAUAACAAGCUUUAAUCUCUGCUUUUUACUUUUGGAAGUUAUUCUUAAUUACUGCAGAAAAUGGUGACCUUAUAUAGGAAGUUGUGCUAUUGAUCACGUUGCUAAAUUUAAUAAAACACCCUUAGCAGUCUCUGAGUCAAGAAACCAGUCUAUAAGGAGGUUAUAUGGACAUCUUGCCAACAUUCAGUAAGCACAAUUCUAAAACUCUUCAAAAUGAGUGGGUGGGCAGAGGGUACAUUGGAGGACUAAUGCAUGAUAAAGCAUAGCAGGACAUGAAGGGGGAGGGGGGACAAAAUGUACUUUUAACUUAAUACCCAUCUCUGCUCCACUGUUCUUUGAAUUAAACUUGGUGAAUAUGUGUAGCUUACCUCACUGCCACAUUGUCUCAUCUUUAGUCCUACAUUUCAGCUUAUUGAAAUAUAUUUUUGCAGUGUCCAGUUAUUAUUUUCGUAACAAAUCCGUUUGGCUUGCUUUCAGGGUACACUGCCAAAUACAGGUGCAAGAAUAAUGCUGUUUACUGGCGGUCCACCAACACAAGGCCCUGGCAUGGUAGUUGGAGAUGAACUUAAAACACCAAUUCGCUCCUGGCACGAUAUUGAUAAGGACAAUGCACGUCUCAUGAAGAAAGCCACGAAGGCAUGUAUACUCUGGCAUUGUCUAAUGGGAUUUCCUGUGUGCUGGAAUGGGCUUUGUUGGCUUGUAUAAUAGGCUGCCUUUACAAUUGUCCCUUCUCAAACAAUGCAGCUUUUUGUUUUGUUUAGAACUCUUUUUAUAAAAGGGUAACUUUUGUGAAUGGAUCUGUAUCACUUAUGCCAUUCUUUUUAUUAUUUUCAUGUUUCCUGUGUAAUAGAAUCCAGCCCCCACCUCUCCACCCCCCACCCCACACACACACAAGUGCGUACGCACCCACUUUACGGCCUUUGCAAAAAUGAAUUCCCUGCUUUUAUUUUUGUCCUGUUCUAGUUUCAGUGGCUCACAUUAUGUUGCAAGUUGUUUUGAUAUCACCAUUGGUGGGUUUCAAGCAAUUUACACAUCUUGAUUGAUAAAAACACAUUAAACUGCUGUGUUCAGUUCUGGGAUGUUUCCUUCUACAGCUUGGUGUCUCUAUUUAUUGUGUAAGUUGAGACUUUUCAUGGUAACUGCUUGUCAAAAUUUUGCAUGUUUCUCACAGAGAAGCAUUCAUUAAUACUUCCCUAUGGAAGUAUUAGGGUUUCCAAAUUGCUCUAAAUUAAUUCCAAAAGAUCAUCAGUUUUAUGAGCACUAGCUAACGUUCUUUAGGGAUUUUUAGUGUCCCUUUAAGUGAAUAUUUUGCAUUUGUAAAUUACACAACAAACUCAUUGAUAUGCUUUCUUCCCACAGCAUUAUGAGGCAUUGGCCAAUCGCACGGCAGCCAAUGGACAUUGCAUUGACAUUUAUGCAUGUGCACUGGAUCAAACCGGUCUUUUGGAGAUGAAAUGCUGUUCAAAUCUCACUGGGUAUGUUUACUGCUUUUUGUAAGCUCUGUGCAGUCUUGGCUUCACCAUUAUGUUAUUAUACAUUGUGCGUCUUUCUUUCUUUGCAGGGGUCAGAUUGUAAUUGGAGAUUCUUUCAAUACAUCAUUGUUUAAACAAACCUUUCAGAGAGUUUUUAGCAAAGAUUUAAAUGGGGAGUUCAAAAUGGCGUUUGGAGCCAAUCUUGAAGUUAAGGUGAGCUUUUGACAGGUGUUGGAUUUGAUUAUUUUAUUCCAAUUUUUUUUUUUUUUUUGUACUACUAAAGUCUAUUACAAGUCUAAAGUCCUAUUCCUAUAUUUCAAACAGACCUCAAGAGAGCUGAAAAUUUCAGGUGCUAUUGGACCGUGUGUUUCCUUAAAUGUGAAAGGACCUUGCGUCUCUGAAAAUGUAAGCAUUGUGAUUUUUAAAAAUAAGACUGUAAACGCAAUCUGCUUUAGUUGAAUAACCUACUUUUAAUUAGAAAACAUUUAAACACUAUCAGCAAUGGAAUAACUGUAAUAUGAACAGUUGGCCCUUUGUCUUGUCACUACUAACCAAAAAUUGUGACAAGGCUUGCUUUAGCCAAAUAUUGUAGGCUGAAUAUCUGGUUAUUUAAACCUUGUCUCAUUGUGCUGUCUAGGAAUUGGGUAUUGGCGGAACGAGUCAGUGGAAAAUAUGUAGUUUGGAUCCAAGUACAACACUUUCUAUUUAUUUUGAAGUGGUGAACCAGGUAAUGAUUCUGACUUUUCAUUAGUUUUUAUGUGUCUUUAUUUAUAAAUGUUAUUGGAAGCAUUCGUCAACGGUUACAAGAACUAUAUAAAACUGUGUAGAAUAAAAAAAUGCACCUGAUGUGUGUUUUCCUUUAUAUUUUAUAGUGAGAUUUUUUUUUAUUUUUUUAUGAAAUGGUACUCUAAAAUUUUUAUGAUUUGUGCAUUUAUAGACUUUAAGAGGGAAGCUAUUCAAACAUGUAAAUCUAUAGCUUCAAUCACUUAUUCUUAUACAGGGCUUCAGUCUUCAGAGCAGGAUAAGCACAGGAAGCUCUCCUGAACUACAGUUCCCAUAGUGCUUUGCCAAACAUUGUCUGGAGAGUGAAUUAUAUAACCGCUUUAUGUUGGCUACCACUGCUGCAAAGAUACCUCUGAAACUGACCUUUUUUGUGCCCUUUUCUUUUAUAGCACAAUGCACCCAUUCCUCAAGGUGGCCGAGGCGCUGUGCAGUUUGUAACCCAGUACCAACAUUCCAGCACGCAGAAAAGAAUUCGAGUAACUACAAUAGCCAGAAAGUAAGAAUUCGUAUUCUAGAAACUACGUGUGGAGGAGGGGGUAUGAUUAUGCUGGUGGCAAUGAUUUUAACCAGAGUUUCCUUUAUGUUUAUAGUUGGGCAGAUGCACAAUCCCAGCUUCAGCACAUUGAGGCAGCAUUCGAUCAGGAAGCGGCAGCUGUGUUAAUGGCUCGUUUAGGGGUUUAUCGAGCUGAGACUGAGGAGGGACCUGAUGUCCUCCGAUGGUUAGACAGACAACUAAUCCGACUUGUAAGUAUAAUGCUGUGUCCUAUAAUAUUAAAACUGCUGUUAAUGCUGGGAAUGAGAACCACUUUAUGUUAUGUCUCAUAACGUUUGCAUAUUUACAAAGUAUUGGCUGUAAGAGUGUUUCUAAUCACAGAAUAUCUCUAAACCCCCCUUUUUUUUUUUUUUUCCUCUCUCUCUCUCUCUUCCCCCUCCUCCACUCAGUGCCAGAAAUUUGGGCAGUACAACAAAGAUGACCCAACUUCCUUCAGGCUAUCAGACUCCUUUUCCCUUUAUCCUCAGGUAAUAUUUUAUUAUAUAUUUGCCUUGAUUAAAGUAUGAAGUACAUAUUAGUAAAACAUUUUGUGUAAAUAGAACGUUAACAUGCGUCAGUGUUGGUUUUUUUCUGUGCUCCGGGGAAGGGAAGGUGUAAAUGUCAGUGUGUUUCUAUGUCACUAUGUUCAAAUAGUUAUCAUUCCUUCCAAAAAUAAUUUGUAUUUGUGUUGUUUUACAUUGCGUUAGCAAAACUUGGAUGCCGUUUGUGAAAGCUCUGUGAUUGUUAAAUUUGGUGGUGCAGGCUUUAGGAACCUUAGGCCUCUGUCUACAUUUAGCCAUCACUGUCACGCAUGUGUAGUGAUCUGGUUACUCCAUAUCCUAUAAAUACUGCCAAAAAUUAUCUAAAAGAUAAGCUUGUGCUACUUUUAUGGUUAAUCUCAUGCAUUUUGGGUAGUUACACAUUCAUUUUGUCUGUUAUGUAUGUAAAGGGCACAUUUACCAUUAAAAUAUAAUGCUGGUCUCACCUGAAAACAUCUGCUCCAGAAGUGAGAUGCCAGACCGUUUCCCUCUUCACAAGCUAUAAGGCAUAAAUAUAUAAACCUAUGACCUCAUCAGUGGGAUAAAGCAUGUGGAUACUAUAAUUAAUUUCUCUUUGUAGUUGGUUGUAUUUGGAAAUGAAUGCAGUUUGUUUGUGUGAUUUUUUUUUUUUUUUGAUUAUUUUUCAUUUUGAUAGUGGAAUCCAAAAUGUAGUGGGUUUUUUUUUUGGGGGGGGAGGUGGGGGGUUACCUUUCAUGCCACAAUGACAGAACAUUUAAGCCUGUAAAUUCAAAUUAUUUAAUUAUAACAUAUCCAAUUUAAUGGUUUCCUUUUAAACCUCUACAGUUUAUGUUCCACUUGAGAAGAUCUCCUUUCCUGCAAGUGUUUAAUAACAGCCCAGACGAAUCUUCCUAUUAUCGCCAUCACUUUGCCAGACAGGACCUGACCCAGUCUCUAAUCAUGAUCCAGCCCAUUCUCUAUUCUUACUCCUUCUAUGGACCUCCAGAGGUAUGACUGUUUUCUUGAACAAAAUGACUAUACCACUACAGCAUGUAAAUUAUUUGCCAUCAUUAAUAUUUUAUCUUUCUCACCAGCCUGUUCUGUUGGAUAGCAGCAGUAUUUUACCAGAUAGGAUUCUACUCAUGGAUACCUUCUUCCAGAUUGUCAUCUACCUUGGAGAGGUAAAUCAACCUUUUGAAAAAAUCUGUUAUAACCGCAAAAGAUGCAUGGCUUCUCCCCGUUUCUAAGAGGAUUUUAUUUUUUUAAAAUGUUUUUGACAAUUUUUUUGAAUGGUUGUGGGACUGGAUUAAUGAAUGAAUGGCAGGUAAUCCAGGGAAGCAUAGUUCAGAAUCCUUCCAGUGUUAAAGCUUAGCCGUAACUGACGUGUAUUUGGAUCAAAUUUGUGUAUCAUUAAAGAAACACUCCGAGCAGCAUAGCUACUAUAAUGCACUAUAGUGGUUAUAGUGCCAGGAGUGCCUUGUAGUAGGUCACCAUUACUACCUCUGCUGGUUCUCCUGAGCUAAGCCUUACAGUGCAGGACUUGCUCAUUAACUGAGGGCAUCAUAUGUCCUUGGGUCAGUGAGCUACGCCCUGCACUGCCAGGCUAAGCUCGAACAUACAGCUUCCUGCCUUCUCUCUGAAUUAGUUGUGGUGGAUCCCAGGUAGUCAAACCAUUCUAAAACAGUUUACUUACCCUAGGGGGGUCAGGGCCCUCCUGGCUGAUUAAGGUCUAUUACUUAAUUUACCAAAUUGCUGAAUUGUUGGUCUAUUGAGAAGUUAGAUGUAAAGUUUAUUUAUUUAUUUAUUUAUUUAUUUAUUUAUUUUAAGACCAUUGCACAGUGGCGCAACGCUGGCUACCAGGAGAUGCCUGAAUAUGAAAACUUCAAACACCUUCUACAAGCACCAUUAGAUGAUGCACAGGAAAUCUUACAAAGCAGAUUCCCAAUGCCACGCUACAUUAAUACAGAACACGGAGGGAGCCAGGUAUGUCUCUGUGUUUAAAACUAAAAUUUUGAUUCUCUAAAAUGUUCUCCAUGGAGUGAGGUCUUUAGAUUACAUUUUUUGUUAUUGUUCUUCUCUCUCACCUCCACUCCAGCACAAACAGACAAUAAAAUUUAAAGAAAAUGCGUUAAUGCCCUUUUCUAUUUUUCUCAAUUUCUAGGCAAGAUUCUUGCUCUCCAAAGUAAAUCCAUCACAGACUCAUAACAAUCUGUACAACUGGGGACAGGUAAGAUGCAGCUACUAUUCCUGAUCUUGUGAUUUACGUGAGAACAAUGUCAAAUAUACUGUACCAGUUUGUUCAUUUUGAUUUAAUUGCUUAUGAUCUAAAGUGAGCAAUUUUAUACAUUUUAACUAUGUUCUCAGUGACUAAAUACUGGGGGGCGGAGGGCACCAUUUGCCACUGUGCGCUGAUAAAUACUUUCCUAGAACCCCAUUAAAAUGAUUUCAACAAGGCAUGUUUUAGCCACAAAUAUUUUUUUUCUUUUUUCAUGGUAAAUUGUAAAUGUAGAGAGUGGUUAAUAAUUUGUCAACUGUGUUCUGUCUUAAUCUUCUAAACCCAUCAAUAAGUUUUUAGGAUGUGCCCAUAGCCAUAUAAAUAAUUUCUAAAUGCUUUCUUUUGUAGGAAUCUGGGGCACCCAUACUUACAGAUGAUGUCAGCCUGCAAGUUUUCAUGGAUCACUUGAAAAAGUUGGCAGUUUCGACUGCAUCGUAAUUUCAACUGAAUCUUAAAUCUCUGGAGUUUUUAGAAGACAUUCCUGAUGUAGUUUAAAAAAAAAAAAAAAAAUCUAAAUUUUAGUAUAGAGCUAAAAAAGAGAUACAUGAAGUCACUUUUUUUUUUUUUUUUCCAUCUUAGGUUAUAAUUUAUUUGUGUUUUACAGACAUAAUUAGUGUUUGACUAUUAACAAUGAAUGUAUAUAUUUUCAAUGCUUUGUUUAAUCUUGUAUUUUUCAGUUUGUUUUGUGUUUCUGUGUAAAAUACUCAUCCAAAAUCUUAGUAAAUUCCGAUGCUAAAACAGCCAUUAAUACUUGUAAUUAAAUAAAAACGAGUGAGGCACCUGUGAACUGGAAGUGUACACCAUUCCAUUAAUAUCCUGAGCCCUAGAGUAUAAACCACUGCCAUUUGCAUUGCUGCGCUAGAACAGAUAAAACAAUCCUAGUUUGUCGAUGAUUUUAAGAGUUAUGGAUGUGGGUUUAAAAACAUCACAAUUCAGGGCCAUGUAAGAAAUGUCAGAAAAAUGUAUGGAAUGCCAUUAUUUCCAUUAAAACUUUAUUUUACUAUUUAACUUUUUAAAGCAUGGCUUAAUUUAUUGUAGAAUAAUUUUUGGAUUAAUACAUUUUGUCUCCUUAUUGUAACGUCUUUAAUGUUUUCUUUAUAAAUCGUGUAUAUUUAGAUUAUCGGUUUAACACUGUUCAGAAAAGGCAGGUUUUAUCUGAAUACAUUUCAUGGGACGAUGAAAACCAUAUUAAAAGUGAUGCGCUGCAUUGCUUUAAACAUUGUGCGUGGAUGCUACUACAUUGACCAUGGCUUGAAAUCACUGCAGAAAUUAAUCUAUAACAUGAGAUUGAGUUGUAGCUUUUAGCUGGAAAACAAUUCUAUUGCAUGAUUAGUUAGCAGGUACAUGAUAUAUUAUGUAUAAACACAAAAAGUAGUACAUUUCUCCGCACCGCACAUCAUUUUUUUUUUUUUAAACUAAAGUAUGAAUUGUUGGGAAUUCAACGUGAAUAGCCAUUUUUAGGUUACAAUGUAUAAAUUGGAAAAAUUCUCCAUGUCUGCUGUGCCUUCAGUUUGGUUACUUUGUCCUAUUUGAAAAUGCACUUUGAAUUCCUCCCAAUAAACACUAGUGCAGGGAUAGACAACCUUCAGCAGUCUAGACAUUGUGGACUUGAUGCAUUGCUAGCAUGAUGGCUGUAAGAGCAUUAUGGGUGAUGGAGUCCACUCCAUCUGAAGUGCCAAAGGUUGCCUUACUCUGUGAUUACCCAAUGCAGAAAUACUGUUUUAUUUCUUCAUUGUUGUGUGGAAUCUGAUGUUUUGUAUAUUUGUCUUAAAAUAUAUAGUGUGGUCCUGUAAGACAUGCAUCUCAAUAGAAUAAAGCACACAAAGUAACUGGUACAUAUGCGUAUCCUAUUGUUUGUGGUAAAAUCAAGCUAUUUGUCUGCCCGCCAUGUUUUGGGGAGGAGGGAAGGGAGUUAACCUGGUGGUACACACUGAUCUACAAAUCAUAUCACAACAUCUACCUGUUCAUGGAUGGACACGAUGGAUCGAG